AUGCCGUGGCGCCCUCUGCCGCUGUCUUAUGCAGUGGCUGUGUUUCCCUUUCAGCCCUCGGAGUCGGCCGCCGAGUUACCACUGCAGAUAGGUGAUCAGAUAUAUGUCAUCGAGGAAGGUGGUCGCAAUGGCGAGUGGUGUAGAGGCUAUCUCGUUGCGCCUCCCUCCCUCGUCUCAGCCCUCACUCCCGAGGGAAGGACCGCCGGCGAUGCCAGAGUCUUCUCUGGCAUCUUUCCAAGAUGUUGCAUCGAAAUCCGCGAGGAGUUAGGACAAGUCCCUUCCCACCACCCAGACCCCGAACAGUCUGCCAACGGCGAUAAGCCCUCAGCACCGGUGCCGAUGCUGAAGAUUGGUGAUGAGAGCCCAAUUUCAUCCAGCGAGCCUUUGGUCGACGAAAUCUCCAGUUGUCUUCGCGAAUGGUACGUCCUACAUCUGCCGGAUCUGGUUCUCCAACGCCAAUAUCAACUCCUGGACGAAAUGGCCAUCAUAACCAGCCGCUUGGAUUACGCCCGUCGACAACUGCUACAUGACGUUCUGACUCUGCGUGAGAGGACUGCUGUUCGAGAGCUUGCUGUAUGGGAUUUGGUGCGCGGCAAUAAGAUGCUGAACGGUGAAGUAAUUGUUCGUGAUAGCAGCCAACAUGGCCGACUGCUCACCGCAUCUGAUUCGGCCAUUGAGAUGUCCAAAUUACAGUCCAUUAUGGGUGCUCUGAACGAGCCCCCGGUUGAAAAGGUCGAAGCCACGAGUCUCAACCAUGUUCUCCUCGAAGUCAAGAAUGUGACAGGCUCCGAAUUGGAUUCCGUGAUGCUUAACUUUGCUCUCUAUGAAAAGACAGAGGACGAUAAAUUUUCUGUCUACUCCGAGACCUACAGCGCGCCCGCUUCUUCAAAGUUGAAAACCCUCUUUGCGGAUUUCAACGCACGCGAUAUUGCCUCGGACAACCGCUUGUUUCUUGUCGUCAAGGCUGUGGCCCCAGAACCUCCGAAGCAAGCCCCAAAGCCGUCACUCGACCGUCCGCAGUCGAGGAAUGGCACUCUGGGAAGGAAGGAGAGCAUUCUAAAUCGACGCAGAUCGAGCUUGAUGUUCGGUUCGAAGCGGAAGGCUACAAACGAGAGACCGCAGGUCGGUCCUAACGGUCGCAUCAUCCGCGAGAACCAAAACCGUGCCUCAACACCCAGCAUCCCAGAAGAUGGAGAAGAAGAACAACUCCCGAAACCUACUGGACCACCUAUACCUCGCACCCUCGGUGUCGGCAUCAUGGAUGUCGCGUACGUAUUGCGCAGCGGCCAAGAAGCCGAUGAUCUGGAGAUGUUGCUCUGGGCAUCGUCUAACCGUAGCGAGGAAAAUGUGAGCCAAUUUGAUCCUCUGGUUACACCAUUCCUGCGCUGCAACCCGCAAAGGGGAGUCGCCCCAUGCAGUCGUAUAGAGCGGAUCAAAGUGUGUCUUAGGCCUUUGGCAGCCCCGGACGCCGAGACCUUGAUAAGAAACAAUCCAACGUCAAUGUACAUGGUCUGCCGGUCCCGCAAGAUGGGCUUCUCAGAGGCUCCUUCUCAGAAACGAUCGGACAUCUACUUGAACUUGUCAAAAGCGAACAUCGUUAACGGGGCCCAACUAUCACAUCCAGAACUGGGGCCAACGCCGAUCAAGGCAUCGUCUCUUCUAAAUCUCCAGUUGACGAUGGAAGUCAGAGAUUCCACGGGUCGACGGGUUGAGCAGUGUAUUCACGUCUCAUCGAAUAGCGCUGGCGUGACUGCAUUCCGCACAAAUGCGGCCGAACUUGGGUCAGACUGGGAUCAGACCGUUUGCCUUCGAAUACCAGCAAAUCGGGUUCCAGAAUGUCAUCUUGUUCUAAGCAUUGCUGACGCGCCAGAUUUCCCAUUUGCGCUGGCGUGGAUGCCAUUGUGGGACAAGCAUGCUUUCAUGUCCGAUGGGAAGCAUCAGCUCAUUCUCCACUCGUACGACAAGAGCACUUCAAGCAUCGUACGCGGUCGUGGAGCUUAUCUAUCGUUACCCUGGGACUACAGCAACUAUGCUGCCGGCCAUGAUGGCGUGCGAGCUCAGCUAGCGUCGCUGGAAGUCGGCACGAAACUCUCCAGCACGGAGUAUUCUCAAGAUCGCCUGCUUGUCAGCUUGAUCAAUUGGAAGCAAGCGUCGUCCACGCAGUUGAUGGACAUCCUUCAGAAGCUCGUGUUCAUCCCCGAGAUUGAGAUCGUCAAGCAACUCAACGAUGUUCUAAACGCUUUGUUCGCCGUCCUGGUCCACAAAUCUGGGGAGUCCAAGUUCGAGGAUCUCAUCUUCAACGACAUUGUCUUUGUACUUGGCAUCGUCCACGAUCGGCGCUUUAAUCUUGGUCCUUUGGUGGAAGAGUACGCCGAGAACCACUUCAAGUCUCCAUUUGCGGCAUCAUGCCUCGUUCGCAGCUUUACUAGACUGCUGCAAAGUGUAUCGGAUCCGCAGAGCGCGCGUGACAUGCGAGCGCUCUUCAAAGUUGGAAAGCAGUUCAUGAAGCUCUUGAUGGCCUCAUACCAGCAACGACGAAAUAGCAGACAAACUAAGGACAACGACAAAAAGCAUGAAAAUUUCAAGGAAGACAUGCAAGCUGUUUUGUUCGGCCUGCAGAUGAUGCUGCGCAGUGAGACUGCUGCCCUUGUGGGAAGCAAGACACUUCUUGUACAGAACUUCCCAGGCUGGAUUCCGGAACUGCUUUCGACCUACUCCAAGGACGAAGUCAUCAAGAUUGCCAUUGCGUUGGUAGAGGCGGGCGACGAAGCAGAAGGCAAGCUUGCCCUAUACCGCCUGGUAAUGAUCUUAAAUUACACCAAGCUUGAGGGACUCUGGACCGACCCAAAGGACCGCUCUAUACUGAUCAAGCAAUGCCUGCGGUGGCUCAAACCGCACUGGACAUUUAAUCAUCUCACAGUCGAUUGGCACGAGCAGGUGCGCCUAUGCUGCUCCAUCGUGGCCGAGUUGUGCAAGCAGCCAACAUCACAGCUCCAUGAAUUUCUGCCCUCGAUCAUAUCGACCUACUGUUACAUCGCGACACAGCCUAGCAUCAAGACUCGGACACUUACAAUGCUCUUCCCCAAUUCAUAUCCGCUUGCAUCGAAACCGUCAGAGACGAACGAGCAUUAUGAUGAGGCAUUACUUGAGCUGUCAGCGUUGCUGUCCACUUUGGUGGACAAGGUCAAACCCAGCUCUUUACCCAAGGCCAUUCGCAACGAAGGGCUCGAUAACUAUGUUUUGUCGACUCUGACCGUAUUGCGUUCGUUGCUCAAUAAUGAUGCCUACCCAGCCUCGUGGUUGAGUCUGCACACCUAUCACCACUCUUCGGCCUUGAACGUGCUUCGGUAUCUGGACUCGAUUUUAGCGGCGAAUUUUGUGCCCACACCUGAGGAUGCUGAGAAUUUCGACAUGCAGCUGUGGAAGAUGUAUCUUGAGACGCUCCUAUGGCUCAUCUCGUCGUCUUCGCUGACGCUCGAGUCGUUCCCAGAGCAGAAGCGCAGAGCGGUGUGGAAGAUCGCAGGCGACAUUCGUCAAGCCGGUGCAGAUCUGCUGCGGCAAAGCUGGGAAGGCCUAGGAUGGGAGACGUCGGCAGACGAUCUCAGACGAUACAACAUUGAGAAGCUCGGCGGUUAUCAGGUCCAGUAUGUACCUGGCCUGGUGGCACCCGUUCUUGAGCUGUGCCUGAGCAUGCACGAAGGCCUGAGAAAGGUUGCGGUGGAGAUUUUGCAGACGAUGAUCGUCAGUGAGUGGGCGCUGAGUGAAGACUUGGAUCUCAUCGAGACGGAGCUCAUUGGUGCGCUCAAUACGGUGCUGAAGGCGAAGAAUCCCAACCCCAAUGAGGCCAUGGCACGGAAGCUAUGGGUGGGAGAACUACUUGACUUGUUCUCCACGAUUGCCAACCAACCGGAUGACGCUUUAUGGACUGCGCUGGAAGAAUUGGUGGCCACGGUGGACGAGCUCAUCGAUUUGCUUACCAUGACCGAUGAGGAGCAGGUGACCAAGUCGCCGGUCAACGAAAUUGACCAUGAACUCGAGCGGGCACGAAAGAGCAUUGACGGAGUCAGCGCAUCACGGGAAGGGCGGGAGUACGGAACGCACGCACUGGAAUGCUACAAGCAACUCGCAGGAGAAUAUGAGAGAAGCGGUGAUUACAAGAGAUUGGCAAAGACGUAUCGAGCCAUUGCCAGGAUACACGAGGCACGAGCGUCGGGGCGAGCAACGAGCGCGAUGGGAGGAGCCAACGGGCAUCACCUGGAGGAGGAAGAUGAUGAGGAUUAG
This is a messenger RNA of Cyphellophora europaea CBS 101466, 4281 nucleotides long. RefSeq lists its product as uncharacterized. The record is from RefSeq and is a predicted model, not a curated record. The transcript has a single exon. The coding region runs from base 1 to 4281 and encodes 1426 amino acids. Gene Ontology annotation, biological process: small GTPase-mediated signal transduction. Gene Ontology annotation, molecular function: guanyl-nucleotide exchange factor activity; small GTPase binding. Gene Ontology annotation, cellular component: cytoplasm; plasma membrane. Lineage: Eukaryota; Fungi; Ascomycota; Eurotiomycetes; Chaetothyriales; Cyphellophoraceae.